Molecule: messenger RNA, 2272 nt
Organism: Nematostella vectensis (starlet sea anemone)
Lineage: Eukaryota; Metazoa; Cnidaria; Anthozoa; Actiniaria; Edwardsiidae
Product: protein btn-1
Exons: 3
Coding region: 301-1767 (488 amino acids)
Biological process (GO): regulation of intracellular pH
Cellular component (GO): membrane; vacuole
Source: RefSeq, a predicted model, not a curated record
UCUCCCCUCCCUCGUGUCACAAUAUGGUAGUCGUAGCAAGCGGUAAGAUUCAUGUUACAGCGCGCUUAAAAUUAACUUGGAUAGAACCGCGCUAAAACGAAAAAACUGCCCUCGGUGUUUGGGUGAACCUAUAAUUCAGUCUAGAUGGAAUACAACAGCUGAAUCCCAAGCACAUUCCCAAGAUACAGCGACAUUUAAAGGUGUGGACCCUCGUGGGAGGAUGACCUGAUACCCGCUUUAGCUGGUUUCUUGUCAGGGUCGUUGAAUACCGCCAAGUGUUCUCGUUAUCCUCUGACCAUCAUGGGAUCGCUGUUCCAAGAUCGUCUUGAUGACAAUGACUCAACCAAGACAAGUAAAAAACCCAAGCCAAAACUACACAGAGGCCUUUCGCGCCUCGUGUACAUCAGCGAGGAAACUCUGUCUUUACUAAACAUUUCGGCGUUCCUGGUAUUUGGUCUCCUAACUUUUGUUAACAUGGAGAUUCUGUUCACCGCCGCGGAAGAUAUCCUAAGCGGGUUCAACAUCCCGACGGCGUCUCUGAUUAUCUGCUUCAAUGUCCCGCUUGUCGUGGCCAAGAUAGUUCUCCCGUGGUGCUUCCAGCGCUUUCCAUAUGUGGUCCACGUGACUUGGCUUACGGGCUUUAUGAUAUUAGGCACCUUGUUCAUCGUGUUUGUUGACAGCAUGGUCGCUAAGAUGGUGGGCCUUGGUCUGAACGCCAUGGCGACAGGUGGGAGUGAGUUAGUGUUUCUAGCACUCACGGCCUACUACCCCAAGGUCUGCGUCAGCGCGUUCGUUUGCGGGACGGGAAUCGCUGCUUUGGUGGCUCCUCUCUACUACGCGGCUGCUACCACGUGGGGUUGCCUCGCCCCGCGCGCCGCCAUCAUGCUUACCAUCCCGUGGCCAAUCUUCUUCCUCAUCUUCUAUCUCGCGCUCGAUAAGGAGCCCAUCCGAGACACGCCUAUCAGGGCCACGCCCCUCCACAGGUCCGGCUCCACGCGCGGUUCUAUGGGUGGCUCCACGCGCGGUACCAUGCGUGGCUCCACGCGCAGCAAGGUAUCCUACAAGACUCUGCUCACCAAAGAGACAGAGAGCGACAGCGAGACCGACGAGCCAAACAACAACACGACAAGGCUUAGCUGCUCCAACAAGCUCUCGGUAGCAGUCCAACUUGUCCCUCUACUCAUCCCCCUCUUUAUCAGUUUUUUCACCGAGUACCUUGCCGUAACCUCGGUUGUGACCACCAUUGCACUUCCGAACUCUCGACUACGACCGCGGGACCACUACCUGUACUACUCGUUGUUCUAUAGAAUCGGCAAGUUCAUGGGCCGCUCGUACUUGUUCCUGCUGUCCUGUUUGCCGCGAUUCGUGGACUGCAUGCGGGAUACGUGUCAAUACACGUGGAUUUUCGCAUUGUGUAAUAUAUUCCAGUUGCUGUUCCUGCUAUUUGACAGUUGGUACCAUUUUGUGCCCCAUGUGGAGAUCAUUAUUACGGUGUGCUUAGGCAUAGGGCUGUUUUCGGGCCUCAUCGUGCUGCACUCCCCGCAUUUGGUCCCUCAGCUGGUGCAGCCAAACGAGUCGGAAUUUGCGUUGAGUUUAUUGUCGCUCGGGAAUGGAAUUGGAGGACUAGCCGCAGCGAUAGUUGGACUUUUUGUGGAGCCCUACCUCUCAGCUAAGUGUCAGCAGAAGUUUGAUCCCAAAUACUGUUUCACCAGGUUUCAUAAUACGACGGGGUGGGAUAAUAAUCUACGCUGCCUGCCUGCUUCGUGAAUAACAUUUGCAUACAAAAGACAUGUAAUACAGAAGAGAUGGGCGUAAUGCAAAAAAAAAUGUGAGAUAAUGAUUGGGGAGAAAGGUAUAAGAAAUUAAGUGCCAUUUUGUAAAGUAUCAAGUUUUUGCGACAUCGUUACAUGACCUGCGAUGACAAUUCACUAUGCGUUUGGCUAAAAAAAUUUAUAAUCAUCAAGCAUAUAUAUUGUCUACCUGUGUAGUUUUAUGAUUUAUAUGACUCCCAAUCUUAGUAAUUGAAAUUGUUUUUUUUUUAUAUUUGGUUUAUAACAUCUGUUCGGUAUUGUGUCGUGAUGACCUUAAAAUCUGUAGUUUCUAUUAUAAGAAUGUAAUGAUAGCAAAUGUAGAACAAAUGAUAUAAAAUCACCAUGUUUAUAAAAAAUGAAAAGAUCAUGUUACUGUGACGGAAUAGAGAAGUCGGAAGUCGGUGAAUGACUGUUUUACUGUGAUUAUCAAUAUUUUUAAAAUCGUCAAUAAUAUCCAACUA